CCCAUACACAAACUCAAUCUCUCUCUCUCUCUCUCUCUCUCCAGACCUCCGACCUGCAUCAAUGGCGGAGCUCAGCUGUUGAAACCUCCUCCGUAGCUCCUCCCCGUCUUCGGUUUCUCUCUCGGGCUCGGCGGAGCAAGGAGGGGGAGAGAGGGGUAAUGCAGAAGCUGGGGCGGAGGGCGCUGGUGGCGCUCCGCCGCCUCCUGACCGCCGCCAUAUGCGCGAUCGCCCUCCUGGCUCUCCUCUCCGCCCACCUCCGCGCCUUCCCUUUCUCCUGCCUCCCCAGGAUCGCCGACUCCCGCAAGCUCCCAACGCAGUAUGAAAUGAAGUACCAGAGGCAGGGCACCGAGCAGAGCUGGACGCAAGAGCUCGUGCCCCCCCAUUUUUCGAAACCUCCGGCUUCUUCUCGCAAGUUAGAUGGCGCAAACAGGAGUUCACAAUCUGUCAAGCUCUGGAAACCCCCUCCGAAUCGUAAUUUCGUGCCGUGUACAGAACCCGGUCUAGACUAUACACCUCCUGGAGGUUCGCGAGGUUAUCUUCUAGUUAGUACGAAUGGCGGACUUAACCAGAUGCGAGCUGGGAUAUGUGACAUGGUUGCUGUGGCUCGUAUUAUUAGUGCCACUCUAGUGAUUCCGGAACUUGAUAAAAGGUCAUUUUGGCAGGAUACAAGCAACUUCUCUGAUGUUUUUGAUGAAGAUUAUUUCAUUAAUGCUCUGGCUAAUGACGUGAGAGUUAUAAGAAAGCUCCCCGAAGAACUAGCAACAGUGGCAAGGGCAGUGAAGUAUUUCAGAAGCUGGUCUGGUAUGGAUUAUUACCAGAAUGAGAUAGCUAGCAUGUGGGACGAGCACAAAGUUAUUCGAGCUGCCAAAUCUGAUUCUCGUCUGGCAAAUAACAAUCUACCACCUGACAUUCAAAAGCUGCGUUGCCGUGCUUGUUAUGGUGCCCUUCGUUUUGCACCUAAAAUUGAAGCGAUGGGUAAAUUAUUGGUUGAUCGGAUGAGAGCUCAUGGUCCUUACAUCGCUCUUCACUUACGUUAUGAGAAGGACAUGCUUGCUUUUAGCGGAUGCACACAUGACUUAUCUGAAUCCGAAGCAGAUGAGCUCAAGUUGAUCAGAGAGAAUACUUCGCACUGGAAAGUGAAGGAGAUUGAUCCUGUGGAGCAAAGAUCUAGAGGAUAUUGCCCACUUACUCCGAAGGAGGUUGGUAUUUUUCUCGCUGCCCUGGGAUAUCCACCAAACACACCUAUAUACAUUGCUGCUGGGGAGAUAUAUGGAGGUGAUUCUCGUAUGGCUGGUCUGAGAGCCCGCUAUCCCAUGUUAAUGAGAAAGGAGUUUUUGGCUUCGGAGGAGGAACUUCAGCCUUUUAUGAAUCAUGCUUCUCAAAUGGCCGCUCUUGAUUACAUUGUUUCAGUUGAGAGUGAUGUUUUUAUUCCGUCAUACUCUGGAAAUAUGGCAAGGGCAGUUGAAGGUCAUCGACGCUUUCUCGGACAUAAGAAGACCAUUUCUCCUGAUAGGAAAACUCUUGUUCGUCUCUUUGAUAAAAUCGAGCGCGAACCCUUGAAGGGAGGGAAAAAGUUAUCAAACCGAAUCAUUGAACUGCAUAAAAGAAGGCAAGGAUCUCCGAGGAAGAGGAAAGGGCCGAUUGCUGGAACGAAGGGCACGGACAGGUUUCGGUCAGAAGAGCCCUUUUAUGUUAACCCUUUGCCCGAUUGUUUAUGUCAUAGGGAAUCACCAACCUCGAAUACCUCACAAAUCAGUUAACAACAUAGGUUGCAGAAGAACGGCAUUCAAGAAUAGUUCCCUUUCACAGAGGCACACAUGAUUGGUUGCUGUAUUUCGAGCGUAUUGAUAUCGCUGAUGCCUCAAUGGGAGGGACGCGGAGCAUGUAUAUUUGAGGUUAGUAUAUGUCGGCAGGGCAGUUCAUUGGAUGUACAUGGAGAAAACAUUUUGCCGGGUGAGGGGAGCUGGGGAUAGUGAAAAGAAAAGGAGUGCAUAUCAUGGACGAGUUGGUCGAUUUAUUAGUAUAGUAAGUAGGUUAUUUUUUAGGAAAACAGUGUUGACUCGCUGCUUUCAACUGUACGAGAAACAUUUCGGACAUGUAGAUUUUCGAAUCGGAAGGAAAUAGAAGAGUGUGCCAUACUUCCACCCA
Messenger RNA from Syzygium oleosum, 2148 nucleotides. RefSeq names its product O-fucosyltransferase 7-like. Gene Ontology annotation, cellular component: cytoplasm. NCBI's taxonomy places the organism in Eukaryota, Viridiplantae, Streptophyta, Magnoliopsida, Myrtales, Myrtaceae. Bases 159 to 1760 code for a protein of 533 amino acids. The transcript has 12 exons. The record is from RefSeq and is a predicted model, not a curated record.